Cyprinodon tularosa is the source of this 4951-nucleotide messenger RNA. RefSeq names its product cyclin J-like (gene ccnjl). NCBI's taxonomy places the organism in Eukaryota, Metazoa, Chordata, Actinopteri, Cyprinodontiformes, Cyprinodontidae. The record is from RefSeq and is a predicted model, not a curated record. The coding region runs from base 412 to 1689 and encodes 425 amino acids. The transcript has 6 exons. Gene Ontology annotation, biological process: regulation of cyclin-dependent protein serine/threonine kinase activity; mitotic cell cycle phase transition. Gene Ontology annotation, molecular function: cyclin-dependent protein serine/threonine kinase regulator activity. Gene Ontology annotation, cellular component: cytoplasm; cyclin-dependent protein kinase holoenzyme complex; nucleus.
UAUAGAGACCUGGUUAAAAGACUACAAAUCCCAUGUUAUAGUAGGAGGAACCUAACGUGCGGCGCACGAGCCCAGCAGCAGCAGCUGGCGCAGCCGAAGAGGCUACUUUGUCAAAGCCGAGCCACCGGAGAGAAAACGGCGGCGCACAUUGUGGCAGGAAAAAAAGUGUGAACUGUUUGGGGAAAACAGGUUGAACCGAAGAGCCUUCGGUGGAAUUUUCUUAUUGGUGGCUGUCUGAUGAGCUCCCCAUCGGACGUGAAGUUUUGUGUUUUCGGCGUCAGAGAGAGGUCUGUUUAAAAGUUGAGCCGCGGAGGAGUUCUCUCAUUCAGGAUGUCGGACUGAGACAAAGAGGGUCUGGGGGGCAUUCCCGACGGAACGCAGGUUAAACUUGAUUGUGGUCGCCUCCCCUGAAUGGGAAGGAUGGAGAGGGAGCUGCAGUGGUGGAAAGGACAGCUGGCUUCAGACAUCCAUCAGUCCUUACGCAACAAGGAGCUGAAGCUGCCUAUCUACCGGGCCCACUCUCCUCAGAUUGGAAUGCGGCGCUACUUUGCAGACUUGCUGGCCAUCUUAAGCAACCGAUACCAGCUGUGUCCCACUGCACGUCACCUGGCCGUCUAUCUGCUCGACCUGUUCAUGGACCAUUAUGAUGUUGCUGUGAAACAGCUCUACAUCAUCGCCCUCUCCUGUUUGCUGCUAGCCAGUAAGUUUGAGGAGAAGGAAGACCGGGUCCCUAAACUAGAGCAGCUGAACUCUCUCGGCUUCAUGUGCAGCCUGAACCUGGUUCUUAACAAGAAGGAUCUGAUCAAAAUGGAGCUCCUGCUGCUGGAGACCUUCGGCUGGAACCUGUGUUUGCCCACACCUGCCCACUUUAUCGACUACUACCUCCAUGCCGCUGUGCAGGAGGGCGACCUCUACAACGGCUGGCCGCUGUCCUCCCUGUCCAAGACUAAGGCUUUUAUGGACAAAUACACUCACUACUUCCUGGAGGUUUCACUGCAGGAUCACGCCUUCCUGAAUUUUAGACCCUCUCAGGUCGCUGCUGCUUGCGUUGCAGCAUCCCGCGUUUGCCUUCAAAUUUCCCCUAGCUGGACAACUGCUCUUCAUCUACUAACAGGGUACUCCUGGGACCACCUGACCCCAUGCAUCGAGCUAAUGCUGCUGGCCCAUGACAACGAUGUGAAGGAGGCCAAUAAAACCAAAUCCACCCCUCCCCACCGGCCUUCCUCUCUGCAGUCACAACCUCCGACUUCUCACCUCUCUCCAAUAUCUGCCAUCCAGAGACCCGCCUCGUCUUCGUCUUCCUCCUCCACCUCCUCCACGCCACAGUUGCUUUUCCAGCCAGACAGCUUCUCGCACCUCUCUCAGCAUUCCCCAUCUCUGUCCCAGCUCCAAGCACUAGCUGACUCUCAGGCUUUGGGCUCAGUGGUAAACAUGUCUCAGGACUUCCUUCAGAGCCACAGGAUGGGGCUCCUAGCUGGGCCCCCAUCCAUCACUGCUGGGGGAGCUUUCCCCUCCUACCCAAGCCUAACCGCUGGUCUUCAGCCUGGGGCCCGUGCUCUGCCUCUUCAGAGCCCCAUAUCUGUGCAGAUGGCCCUCGCUGCAGAGCCACGGCACUGUCUGAGCAUGGCUUACAGCGGGGGCUACCUCGGGGCUCAUCACACGUUCACAGCCGGCUGCUUUGACAGGUGACGCCAGGAGACGGAGAGGGAGCACAAACCCAUACGGGAGUCCCCCAGAAUGCUUCCGUCCCACUUUCCCACCCCGAAAUAUCCAUUUACAGACCUCCUCUCCCUCUCCGUCAGCACAGCAACACCUCCAGCCACCCCAGCUUCCCCGCCGCUCUCCCACAGACGCCUAAAACGUAAGCAGAGGGCCAAAGGCAAGACAGACCCAGUGGAAGUCAUCACGCUGACAUGACGAACGCUCCGCUGCCUCGAGUGGAACCCUGAGGUGCUGCAGAAAUCUUUCCACCAUAUUCUGAACUGGCUUUAUACAUGUGUGUUAUUAUAAGACUGUCAUCACUGUGAAUGAGAUGAAAGCAGCAGUGUGAUCAAACACCCACCUCAUUCAGUGUCUGCUCUCAGUUGUGCAUGAUAGCAGAGCCAAUUUUAGAAGUGCACAGAACACAACGUAUCUGUGGUGAAUGCGUCUUGCUGCUCAAUGUUUUUAUUUUUCUUCUAAUCCCAAAAAUGUAACAUUUUAUAAGAAAUCUGGCUAAUUAUAUUUUUAUGUAAGCUGACAUUUGACUAAAGAUAUCCCGAAGUAAAUGGAGGCAUAAAAUGGUUGUAAAUGCCUUUGAAGAUAUUUUUAUUCCUCUCUCAUAAAUCAGCUAACAUUUGAUGUAAAGAGCUGAAAGGCUUCUCUCAUACUUCCCACCAACAUAAGACCUCAGAGGAGACCAAGAACUUGUUGUUCUGUGCACAGCAGGUGACAUGGAUUGGCUCGAAAAGCCCUGCUGUUUUCACUCUUUCUCAUUCUCUCAUUCUCCCAAAGUUGAGCCUUCACACAUGCAGGUUUAAAUGUGGCUCUCCUGCAAGCUUUCCUCAUACCGAAGUUUUCAUUUCUUUAACACAAAUUGAUGUGACUGGACCAGCCUGGCGAUGAUGAUGAUUAUGUGGAGGUUUGUUGUAUUGUACAUAUGAAAUGCUGCUGCCUUCUUAAGAACUGUUGGUUCUGUCUGUGUUUAUGAUGUUUACAUGAACCACUAUCAGGGACUUUAUCAAGAUUACUUGAAUAUGAUGCCAUUGAAACAUUGUUAUAGCUUUUAUUUAUGACUUUUUUUAUUCUCUUGUUUUGUUUGGUGUAGUUUAGCUUUUUAAAACCAACGUAGAAAUCCAACAUUUAAUAAACGAGUGUAGUUUUCUUUUUCUGUAUGUUCAGGCUCAGGUUUUAAGGCUGAAGCUGCCUUUUUUUAAUCGUCUCUCCUUUUUGGGCUUUAAAGUGGGUGCUACUGUAGCAUCUACCCCCCCACCCCUUUAUCACUGGAUUAUAUUACUUGUUUCUGACUCACUAAAUGCGUUAGCUGCAUAAAGGGAAAGGAAAAAGUUUUGUAGCGUCUGGUUUCACAUUUAAACAUCUGCAGGCAGUCAUCUGUAAUUGCUUCCCAAAUUUGUAAAGCUGCAAUCCUCCAUCUUCCACUUCCUGUUGAAGCGUAAACACAUUCCUAGCUUCCCAGAGUUGAUCUCAAAGGUUGACCACCGGUCACCACGCUGGAACUUCACGUGUUUUAGGGCUCUAUUUGGUCUAAAUUAGGACUUCAGUUGUGAAUUAUUUUCUCAAAGAAUCAUGAAAUAUAAUAUACUGGAAAUUGAACCUAAAUAAUAAUUACCGGUACCUGUAGAAAUAUGAAUUAAAAGAUAGUUAUAGAUAAUUUCAAAACAACUUUUAAAGUUUAAAAAGACAGGAAUGUUCAAUUUUUGAUUCUGUUGUGCUAAUGACAGCUAGCCUUUUCUGUUACUGUACAAACCCUGAGGAAACGGUACCAACUUCAUAGGCAAAUUGAAAUAACUGUAAAAUGUUGACAUAUUGUUGACAAUUAAUGUUAAAUUUGACUUUUCUUGAAGUGAGGCUUCCUGAAUUUCCUACUGAACAUUGUUUCCCCCACAGAUUGUGAAGAUAUGUGUUGUUGAAAUGACCUGAAUUAGCUAAAUCGGCGUCCGUCUUACUAGCUGCUAGCUUUUCACCAGUGUCUUUUUUUAAGUAACAGCACUAUGAUUUAGCAAAUCAACAUGAGCUCUUCCUUCAUAAGAAGCGGAAGUGACUUGAUAAACACUAAACUAAUAAAUCAAUUCAGGUGUGUGUAUAAUACAAAUGGUUAAACAUUCAUUAAAAACAUAAAGUAACAUUUAUUUGGCACAAGGUGAAGCAAUCAGACCCGUUUGUUUCCAUAAACACUUAUUCAGGGUGAAAAGGCAGCAGAUAGAACCACAUUGCAUUUUGUUUUCUGAUCAAAAAGUCAAAAUCCCUUCUCUUACUAAGGGAAUGGUUGCUGAUAACUUCCUAGAAACUCUUUACAUAUCUUAAUUUAUUAUGUCUUCUACUAAUAUGGGUGGAAAAGUAAACAUUUCAAUUAAAAUCCAGCAAAUCUGGAUGCUAAUUGAACUAUUUCAGUUUACUUUGGAGGAUUGCUGAUUGCUUGUUUUGGAGGCUCUAAAAGUUAGGGAAAAAAACAAAGAAUCAAACUAUCUGAAUAUUUAAUGUUUUGGCUUUAAAGGUAAAUACACAGUUUGUUGUAGACACAGCUUUACAUGGAUUUCUGCAAGUUGAAGCUCCUGAAACAUUCAGUAGCUGAAACAACCUGCUUCAGUUGGUGUUUAUUCCAAUUUACUGGAAAGCUAUUUUUUUUCUGUCUUAAAUGAAUUCAACUCUGUUCUUUGUUUUCUUCUUCGUGUACCAUUUUGUUAUAUUUUAUACAUUCCAUAUAUUUGAACUAUGGUUUAAUUUUAUUAUUUCUGCUGUUGAUGUAAACUAGAUUAGUAGUUAGUUUUGUUUGCAACUUGUCAUUGAGGUGUCAAAAGGUGCAAUAAGUUGUCUUUGGGUUUUUGCAGACCACAGCCAUCACUGACUGAUGCGUACCACUGGUUCAACGCUAUUAACUUAUUUUGUUUCUAAUUAAAUGUGUCAUUUAACUUGAUCUCCACUAUAGGGUUCUGAACAGUUAACGUGUUGCAUAUUGCAGCUACAUGCUAAGAGUGAUAAAUAUUACGUAAUACUCUGAGCUUUGACUGUUUAAAUGUUUUUUGUUACCUGUCUUGACCAUGAAAAGUGCUCAAGUCACUCACCUCACAAGACAACGUGUGUUCUUUGUAACAGUGAUGAAAUGACACCACAGACAUUUAUUUUUUUAUUUCUUUAUAACAACUUGUAGUCUUGGUUUAUCUGACACUGAAUGAUGAAACAUUUUUAUUAUUGUGCCACAGUGAAAUAAACCCACAUUUGUGUUGAUUUUUGA